AUGCGAGCUCGCGAGAGCAUGCCUCCGCCGACUCUGACCCGCCCGCAUACUGUGACACAUACACAUCGGGGUGGCAAGGGGAGGGAGCCGCCCUCUCACGACGACGAUGACUCUCGCAAGGGCCGGUCUAGAGUUAGGCGGAGGGCCAGGUCAAGGUCCCUGUCGGAAUCGGAGAGGAGCAGGACGAGUAGCGAGGCCACACGGACGCCGAGGUCGGCCCGUGUAAACCAUUCAACCCCGGAUUCGAGGCGUUCGUCGAGGAGCUAUUCCAGUCGCAGACCGUCUAGCGUCGACUCUGCCUCGUCCAUCUCGACACAGAGUGAGGUCAAGGAGAUACUGCGCCGGAAGCCCGCAGACAUCGAGGUGUUGCCGGACAGGGAGAAGGUGAGCCACCGACGGCACCGCCGGAGACAUAGGGGGAAGGAGGCGGUUGUCUAUGAGGAACCCGAUGUCUACGAAGACGAGAUUACACAAACUUACAAACACGUCGCUCCGGGUGCUAUGAGUAAGGGUGCUCACCGGCGAAGUCACCGGCAUCAUUCAGAAUCCCGGAGCCCUUCACGUAGACGGCAUCGCCACCACGAUAAUCGAGACGAGGUUAAAACAUCGUCUAGAUCCAAACGGGGUACCAAGAAGUACUACAAGUCCGAUAGCGCGCCGCUUGAGCGACCGAAACUUCCACGAUCGUCCAGCUCCAAUAUCACCUCCUCUCAUAGCGUGAGUGCCUCAUCCAGAAGGUCUUCUUCGACGUUCAUCAGCAAUUUCUUUGGGUCGUCAGUCCAUCCCGCACGGCCUGUUAAAUAUGUCGAAUGUGUUGCCUGCCUGGACGAUGAAGUUCCAUCUAAUAAAACGGCCAAACUCAAGUGUGAACAUAGGAUGUGCCAUUCUUGCAUGAAGCGCAUUUUCAAGGUAUCCAUCAAGGACCCGCAAAUGAUGCCUCCCAAGUGCUGUACAGAACAGCCGAUUCCGGUAAAACACGUAGAGCGCCUGUUCGACACCAACUUCAAGAAAACUUGGAACCAGAAAUUUCACGAGUAUUCUACCCGCAACCGGAUCUACUGUCCUUCGCGGAGGUGUGGCGAAUGGAUCAAGCCGGAUCGAAUACAGAAGUUCAAGGACGGCCGCAAGUAUGCAAAGUGCGGCCAAUGCAAGACAGAAGUGUGCUGUGUCUGCAACGGAAAGUGGCACAGGUCCAAAGAUUGUCCUCGCGACGAGGCGACCAACGAGAUCCUAGAGCAGGCAAAGGAGUAUGGUUGGCAGCGUUGUUACAACUGCAAAACGAUGGUGGAGCUGAAGGAAGGCUGCAAUCACAUGACUUGUCGUUGUGGGUCGGAGUUUUGUAUGAUAUGUGGUUCGAAGUGGAAGAGUUGCGAGUGUCCCUGGUUUAAUUACGACGCGGUCGAGCAGGAUCGACUGGAACACAUCACUGUGCAUGAGGAAAGAGACAGAUCCUCUCCGCGAGAGAGCCGUGGGCACAGCACCAGGCAUCGCGCGCAGACGUACGAGGAAGAGAUUUUAAUGCGGCGUGAACAGGAGCGACGCGAUGAAGAUUUCGCUCGGCGACUACAGUACGACGAUACGGAUGACGAUUAUAUCGACAGCUAUGGCAAACUGGUUGGGAUCGGCAAUUCGGCCGGCCAUUUUAUGAAUGAUGACUACAGACGAACGCCACGAGUAGUACCUCCAGCACCCUCUCCACCUCUGGCGGCGGUGGACAGGGCUAACACGGGGGAUUAUGUGACGGGCGUCAACCGGGCUCGAGGAGUUCGUGCAAGUUCAAUGGAACGACGAUUGGCCGAUAGAUUUUCGGAGCAACGCCACGGUACCAGUCCAACCCACCGAUCUUACACCCACCCAAUGCCACCUCCGCCACCGCCUCCUCUAGGUCUCGGCAUGAGCCCCCCGCUGCCAACUCAACCACCACCAGGAAUGCCCUUUGUCAGGAGGCACACGAUGGAGGAAGACUUAUACGGCGGUCCGUCUCAUGUACGGAUGGCCGAGCGGAUGACUCCCGGCCGCGCUAGGCUUGAUUACGAGGCCGAGGCAGCAAUCCAUGCCCCUAUAAGCCGGAGACGGCCUAGGGAGCCGAUGCACGAGCCGCCGAGAGAUUCGGUGCUGGCCGGGCUUUCCGGCCCACGGACCGGCAUGAAUCGCGUAUUCGAGUGGCGCAAUCACGUCGCCCCUGGAGAGCCAGAUAAUGCUCACGGCAUUGCUGCUCGGUAA
Molecule: messenger RNA, 2223 nt
Organism: Neoarthrinium moseri
Lineage: Eukaryota; Fungi; Ascomycota; Sordariomycetes; Amphisphaeriales; Apiosporaceae
Exons: 4
Coding region: 1-2223 (740 amino acids)
Biological process (GO): protein polyubiquitination; ubiquitin-dependent protein catabolic process; positive regulation of proteasomal ubiquitin-dependent protein catabolic process
Cellular component (GO): cytoplasm; ubiquitin ligase complex
Molecular function (GO): ubiquitin conjugating enzyme binding; zinc ion binding; ubiquitin protein ligase activity
Source: RefSeq, a predicted model, not a curated record